Exophiala spinifera is the source of this 213-nucleotide messenger RNA. RefSeq lists its product as uncharacterized. Gene Ontology annotation, biological process: vacuole fusion, non-autophagic. The transcript has 3 exons. NCBI's taxonomy places the organism in Eukaryota, Fungi, Ascomycota, Eurotiomycetes, Chaetothyriales, Herpotrichiellaceae. Bases 1 to 213 code for a protein of 70 amino acids. Gene Ontology annotation, molecular function: endopeptidase inhibitor activity. The record is from RefSeq and is a predicted model, not a curated record.
AUGCCUCUCUUCAACGUCACUUUGAAGGAAAAUGCUUCUCCCGAGGAACUGACCAAGGCCAAGGACAAGGCCAAGGCGGACGGCGGCUCAAUCAAGCAUGAGUUCACUCUGAUCAAGGGCUUCACUGUCGAGUUCCCCGAGGACAAAGUCGGCGUUCUCCAGACCAACGAACACAUCCACGUCGAACAAGAUGGCGAAGUCAAGACCCAAUAA